GUAUUUUGACUUUUGACGGAUGCUCAAAAUGUCAAAUAAUUAAAAAGAAUGAAAUUAUAAAAUGUUAUUUUUAGCAUUUUUAUUGCAAUUUAAUAAAAUGAUUAGGCCUUAGCAAAGUGAAAACAUGACUACAAGAAAUCCAACAACUCUAAUGACAAUUCCAAAUGAAGAGGCAUUCGAUUUUCUAUUCAAAAUUGUAAUUGUAGGUGAAUGUGGCACUGGUAAAACUUGUGUUGUUCAACGAUUUAAGAGUGGAACUUUUAUUGAAAGACAUGGAAAUACUAUAGGAGUGGAUUUUUCUAUGAAAACAGUAGUAGUUGAUAAUAAAAAAGUGAAGUUACAAAUUUGGGACACAGCAGGUCAAGAGAGGUUUAGGACCAUAACCCAAAGUUAUUAUCGUUCUGCCAAUGGUGUAAUAAUUGUUUAUGAUAUAACCAAAAGAUCUUCAUUUUUAUCUGUAGGAAAAUGGGUUGAGGAAGUAAAAAGAUACUCUGGUAACUCUGUCUUACUUGCUGUAGUUGGAAAUAAAGCAGAUUUAGAAACUUUACGGGAGGUCGAAUUUGAAGAAGCAGAGGCACUUUGUCAAUAUAUGCCAGAUGUACUUUUUGUAUUAGAAGCCAGUGCAAAGUCUAAUUCUAAUAUAGAAGAAGCUUUCAUGUAUCUUGCCACAGAAUUAAAGAGACGACAUGACAAUGGUUUACUUAUACAAGAUGAUGAUGAUGAAGAUACAAUUAGACUGGGGGAAAGUAGAUCAAUUUCAAAAUGUAGCAGUUGUACAAAAGGCAUGUCGAGAAUACGGAACUUACAUAGCGUUUUAAAUUCAAAAAAAUGCUAUAAAUCACAACAGAAGAUAAUUUAAAAUAUAUAUCAAAGAAAAAAGUUGUUUUUGUCUUUCGUU
Diabrotica virgifera virgifera (western corn rootworm) is the source of this 898-nucleotide messenger RNA. It is a transcript of the gene Rab19, whose product is annotated as ras-related protein Rab-43. Gene Ontology annotation, molecular function: GTP binding; GTPase activity. Gene Ontology annotation, cellular component: trans-Golgi network. The transcript has 4 exons. NCBI's taxonomy places the organism in Eukaryota, Metazoa, Arthropoda, Insecta, Coleoptera, Chrysomelidae. Bases 125 to 859 code for a protein of 244 amino acids. The record is from RefSeq and is a predicted model, not a curated record.